This is a messenger RNA of Phyllostomus discolor (pale spear-nosed bat), 2342 nucleotides long. It is a transcript of the gene C2H3orf80, whose product is annotated as chromosome 2 C3orf80 homolog. The record is from RefSeq and is a predicted model, not a curated record. The transcript has a single exon. Lineage: Eukaryota; Metazoa; Chordata; Mammalia; Chiroptera; Phyllostomidae. Bases 407 to 1153 code for a protein of 248 amino acids.
CGUUAACCGUUCCAGGCCCGGAGGGUGACAAGGGAGGCUUGGAAGAGCGCAGCGGGCCGGGGCCACGAUGCCCUCGGCAGCCCCGCGCUGGCUGCCCCUGCUAUCUUGGGCGGCUCCGGACGGCCUGCGCGUGGCCCUGGCGGCCGGGAGAGCGGGGUUAAGAUCAGAAGCUCAGGAAGCUACUCCGGCUGCGAGGAGCUGCCGCCUCCCGCAGCCUCCGCGCGCCUCCGGCUCCUCCUUCCGCCCAAGCGUGGCCAAGUGAGCACAGCUCCGGCCGCAGGUAGCGGAGGCGCGGAAGGUGGCGCGCGGGACCCGAGCGGAACGCCCAGGGAGGGGCCGACGGACACGCGGACAGACGGAUUCCCCAAUCCCCAGCCCCGGACCUUAGCGACCAUCCGCGCCGGCCAUGUGGGGAACUGGGGUCACGGCCGAGGGCCUGUCGGUGGCACCGGCCCCGCCACCACUGCUGCCGCUGUUGCUGCUGCUGGCGCUGGCGUUGGUGGCGCCCUCGCGGGGCGGCGGGGGCUGCGCGGAGCUGGCGUGCGGCGAGCGAGAGCGCUGCUGCGACGCGGCCAACGCCACGGCGGUGCGCUGCUGCAAGCUGCCGCUGCAUGCCUUUCUCGACAACGUGGGCUGGUUCGUGCGCAAGCUCUCGGGGCUGCUCAUCCUGCUCGUACUCUUCGCCAUCGGCUACUUCCUGCAGCGCAUCAUCUGCCCCAGCCCCCGCAGGUACCCGCGCGGGCAAGCGCGGCCUGGGCAGGCGCGUCCCGGCACGCCUGGAGACGCCGGGACGCCGGGAGCCGCCGGGCCGCCCGACGACGACGACGAUUCGCCCGCGCUACUGCGGGAUGAGGCGGCAGCCGGCUCUCAGGACUCGCUCCUGGACAGUGGCAGUGGUGGUCGGGGCCGGGGAGGCGGCGGGUUCUCGGUCGCCUCCUGCGCCACGGAGCACGAGCUGCGGUUAGUCUCGCCGGCCUUCUUGCAACUGCCCAGCUACGAGGAGGUCAAGUACCUGCCAACCUACGAGGAGUCCAUGCGGCUGCAGCAGCUCAGCCCCGGGGAAGUCGUGCUGCCCGUGUCAGUGCUGGGCCGCCCUCGAGGGAGCGGCUCCGGGGAGCCCGACGGCGGCGAGGGCCGCUUCCCGCUCAUCUGAGCGCCCGGGACCGCUCGAGGACCACGCGGACACAACUGGGCUGGGGACUGCGGGUGGGACGCCACGUCUGGGAUGGCCGUGGCCGCCGACAACCGCCCGAGACCUCGCCUGCCACCUCAACCUCGUCGCCCAAUCGCCGGUGCCUGGGUUGGGGUCAUGCUCUCCCCGCCCCUCCCCCCUAAGUUUCCCUACGUUCGAGGAAACGUUAGGCACGCGCGGCCGGGCGACCGCAGCGGACGAGCCCGGAGCGCAACUUCGGAGGACGGUCCCCGCCCUCAGACUGGGUUCACUCGUAAGUGCCUGCUUCCCGAAUCGGAGAGAACGGCGAGCCCGCCAGUGCGCGGGGAGAAGGGGCGAGGGGGAAGGGGCGCAGUAGGGGGGAGCGGCGACUGCAGACUGCUGCGCCUGGGGCUGGGGAAGCAGCACGUGGGUUUGACCUAAUGCCUCCCUUGAGAACAACUCCCGAAGCCCCUCCGUGUCUUCCUGGCCAAGCGUAUUUACCACAGCUGAUGGCGCACAGUUUGGUGGGGGAUGCUCGUCAUGUCCUGUUAGCUGCUGUACCUAUUCAAGACUACAGGAAUUACGUUUAUCCAAGACCGUAUUCGUAAUAAGGUACAGCUGGACUUUUGAUUUUUCAGUAACCGAGGAGAUAUUUAUAUUUGUCUUUUAUUUUUGUAUUUUGACCAUGUAUUGAACGUAUCAGGAGGGUAUUUCUGCAGUUAACGACAAGAUUGUUGUCUCACCACCCUUUGUAUGCCUUAACGGCCCGGAAAUUGCCCACACUGUCGUUUUUGUUUAAUAAAAUAUUGGACCUUAUUUCACUUACAAUGGGGGGGGGAAAAGAGGCGUGAUCGAACGAGAAAGCAUGUGACUAAACCAUGAAGGAUAUCUUAUUUUCACUAUUUGAAAAGAAUAAAAUUUUAUUUUUAGUACUGUGAUAUAAUAUAUAACUUUUUAUAAUAACUGUACAUUAUGUUGUCUAAGUCUUAAUUGUAUCAUUUACCACAGUUAUAUGUGACAGUGAUCAAUGCAUAUAGGCCAUACCAUGAAGCAUGAUGCCAUGCAUUUUGCCUCCAUUUUUCAUUUGGGAUACAUUCACAUGAUACAAAACAUGAAAACUUGUGACUUGUAACUUUUGUUUAAAGCCAUAAUUGUGCAGUAAUGUACUACAAAAGGAAUCCGUCAACCU